GGGUUGUUUGAAAGCACAGCAGAAUCGAGAACCGUAUGUGCUGUAUGGUUAACGACCCAAGCCAUAAAAAGCAAAAAGUUUCAGGAUCUGUCUAAGAGCUUCCCUGUCUGAAAGACAUUGGAGACCUGCUUGUUGGUCACCGAUGUCAAAAUGCCGGUAACAAAUGGAGGAGACCCUCAUCGGCGAGAGGUGGUUCGUUUUGCAGUGCUUUGCAGAGCUGUAACAAUUGUUCUCCAGGUCCUUUUCAACCUUCUGAUCCCAGAUCACGCUGCAGAUGCCUUCUCUCCACCCCGUUUGUCUGAGCCUGGGUUCUGUGACUGGCUUGUGGAAUGUCUGCUGGGUGGCCUGUCACGUUGGGACGCAGAGCAUUUUCUUUUCAUUGCCGAGCACGGCUACGUGUAUGAGCACAACUGUGCCUUCUUCCCCCUCUUUCCUUUGAGUCUGCGAGCUGUGGCAGGCACGGUGCUGUGGCCCCUCGGGGAUGUUCUCUGUUUCCGAAGCCGCCUGCUCCUUUCCGCAGUCCUCUUAAACACCCUCUUCUCCGUCCUGGCCGCAUGGAUUCUGUACGAACUGGGCUGUGUUGUGCUGCAGUGUCGCAGGCAGGCCUUCCUGUCAGCCAGCCUCUUCUGCAUCACCCCUGCCAAUGUCUUCAUGGCCGCUGCCUAUUCAGAAAGCAUGUUUGCCCUCCUGGCAUUUGGUGCAAUGUGGCAGCUAGAGAAAGGGUGCUUCUGGAGGAGCAGCCUCCUUUUUUCACUAGCCAGUGGAGUGCGUUCCAAUGGUGUGAUCAAUGCUGGGUUCCUCGUUUAUGCCAAGAUGAAACGCUUUGCCUCUCAGCUCCAGGCGGGGAACGGAAUUGAGCUGUUGCUGAUCUUAGGUCAACUUCCAGUCUUGUUGCUGUCUCUGCUAGUGAUGUGUGGCUCCGUUUUCCUGCCUUUUGUUUUGUUUCAGUUCUACGCCUACUUCUGGUUCUGCAGCACCAACGUUGGCUCUGAAUAUGCUGUGCCCAGGCCACUGCUGCAGCUAGCUGUGGAUAUGGGAUACCGCUUGGCCUUUGGGGAUGGUGCAAAACCCCCGUGGUGCUCUUGGGAUUAUCCGAUGGUCUAUUCUUACAUUCAGGAUGCUUACUGGAAUGUGGGCCUGCUCCGGUAUUAUGAACUCAGACAGAUCCCCAAUUUCCUACUGGCUGCCCCUGCUAUCAUGCUGGGCUCUUGGGCAGCCUGGUGCUAUGUGGCUGCAAAUCCCUGGCACUGCCUGACUCUUGGUCUGGCCAGGAGGGAGACGGGAAGAGUGAUGGCAGAAGACUCAGCAAAGCCUGCCUCCGGAUUUUGCUCUCCGGGUGUAUUUGUUUAUGUUGUCCAUGCUACGGCUCUGUUGGUGUUUGGGAUGUUUUGCAUGCAUGUACAGGUUCUUACCAGAUUUUUGGGCUCUUCCUCUCCAGUCCUUUAUUGGUUUUCUGCCCAUUUGCUUCAUACCCACGAACCUUUGUUGCAGUUCAGGGACCCAUCCACGUCACAUGCAGCACCCCAUUUGAGAAGCUCUUUUCCUGCCAGGAACAAAAAUGAAAACCCUGUGCUAAGACUACUGAAGAACUGGAGGCAGAGCACCACUCUUACCCAGUGGCUUCUGGGAUAUGCUUUUUCCUAUUGGUUGCUGGGGCUGGCGCUUCACUGUAACUUCUUUCCCUGGACAUGAGCAUGUGACUUGCCAGCUAGCUUGACCAUAAGUGUACAUCUUUCACCUUGGCACUGUUCUGGACCUGAGUGAUGUCUGAUGUCUUUUUAUGAAGCAUUAUUCCUUUGUGAUGCAUCAAAACAAGUCCCCAGUGGAUAUAGAUUGGGUAUACCUCAUCACCAUUAUAUGACUCCAGUCUUAGCGGGAAAGUCCUUGGAUGACAGCUUUUGCAGAAUAUAAAAAUAGUACACAAAAACUGUCAAAUGUAAAAAGGGUGGGGGUGCUUUCACCCAGAGAUUUUUCCCCUGCAUGCCCCCACAUUUUUGGGAAGCUACCACGUGACAUCUCAUUCCAAGCAUGACUCUUGGGCUUCCUGGAGCUACCCUGUUUAUACCAGAUCAAAGGGAAUCUCCUUUGAUCUGAACUUCCAUGCAGAGCUCUGCUUACAGCCUGUCCAGGAAGGGUACUCAGCUAAGUGCCACUUUUUGUUCCCACCUCUCAGCCCUUUAAAAAUUUCUUUUCACACCUGAGCAGUGGUGAUUCAAAUACCAUAGCUCAACUACUCUGCUCACUGCAGAGUGGUGAUGACUUUUUGCACCUCUGUGUGAAAGCAGCCAUAGAUUUCUGUGGGAAAAAAAACCAGUAAAACAUUUGCUUGGUCUAAUAAGUACAGUGAGCUCAUCUCCAACACUCCAUCACACUCGGCUGGGAUCAAGAGAACUCCAUAUUGACCAAUGGUGUGCUGAUAAAGAGCUGUGACAGUAGGAAUAGGUUUGAUUUUCAAGGCUUAGGGUGAACUGGGUUAACUCCCUUGCCAAAGGUGCCCCAGAGUGUUUCUCUUAUAUAUACAUGGUGGAUUGCUGUUGACUCCUAUGGGAAAAGAUUCUUGGUGAUACCGUUUGCAGUAAUGGCAAAAUCUACCCACCUGUGUCCAUGGACAGUUGGUGUCACUAACUGGAAUGCUACAGAGUGUGCAGAGUGCAUGCCCGCUCAGAGCAUGUAGAGACCUGCAUUCUCGCCUGUGCAAGGGGGAUCAUUACCACAUACAAGUUUUCUUUGCUGCCAUGGAUCCCAAGAGCCAUUUUGCUGGAAGUUAAAUACAAGACACUGCAAUUCUGCUCCUUUGUGAGCAUGCCAAGCAGACCAUCUGACUGAAUAGAACUCCGAUAAUUAAUCAAUACUCAGAAGUCAAAGUCAUGUGUCCAUCUUUUGACCAUGUCUGUAACUGUUUUGCUAAUGGGGCAAGGCAUUUUUCUUUUGCCUUCUGUAAGGGGGUAUUCUAUACAGAUCCUGUUUUCAAAAUGUGAACUUUUUUUUUUUUUGCUUUGAAGGGAUAAUGCUUUGUUACAUUUCACCUAAAAUAGUCAUUUUUAUGAGGGCAACACAUAAAUACUUGCUUAUCUUGAGUUACAUUCAAAACAGUUGUUUAGUAUUGUUCCAUGGUAAAAGAAUACAGUAUCUUAAAGAAGAUCCAAGUGAUAGAUUUAUAUUGCAUAUUCUACGUGUUAAUAUCAAUAAACCUUUUGUUUUAUCUUCCAUAGUAGUGUUUGAAUAAAAUUACCUUCAUUAAUCUUUACACAGUUUAUAUACAAUUGUAUUUUAAUCUGGUCCAGCCUUUCAAGUUUAAAUUUGUCAUCUGUUCAGCAAUUAAAGAUCUAAUUUUUUACCUGGAUUCAU
Eublepharis macularius is the source of this 3348-nucleotide messenger RNA. It is a transcript of the gene PIGV, whose product is annotated as phosphatidylinositol glycan anchor biosynthesis class V. The record is from RefSeq and is a predicted model, not a curated record. Gene Ontology annotation, molecular function: alpha-1,6-mannosyltransferase activity; GPI mannosyltransferase activity. Gene Ontology annotation, biological process: GPI anchor biosynthetic process. Lineage: Eukaryota; Metazoa; Chordata; Lepidosauria; Squamata; Eublepharidae. The transcript has 4 exons. Gene Ontology annotation, cellular component: mannosyltransferase complex; endoplasmic reticulum membrane. Bases 151 to 1692 code for a protein of 513 amino acids.